This is a messenger RNA of Habropoda laboriosa, 2049 nucleotides long. RefSeq names its product inositol-pentakisphosphate 2-kinase (gene Ipk1). Gene Ontology annotation, molecular function: inositol-1,3,4,5,6-pentakisphosphate 2-kinase activity; ATP binding. Lineage: Eukaryota; Metazoa; Arthropoda; Insecta; Hymenoptera; Apidae. The transcript has 9 exons. Gene Ontology annotation, cellular component: nucleus. Gene Ontology annotation, biological process: inositol phosphate biosynthetic process. The record is from RefSeq and is a predicted model, not a curated record.
CAUGGGUCUGUGAAGUUAUACCACCGUACGCAACCAACAGAGGUAAUAUGGAAGAGUACGCGUCACUUCCGUCAAAUCGAGGUUAGCGAGGAAAACGGCAAUCUGUAAAAACCGGAAUAAGAAUGAAGCAAUGUGAAUCACUGAAGAAUAUCCUGUGGGGAUCACUACUUUUUCUACAGGAUUGAUGACCAUGUGCACAUCAAAAAACGCAGACAAUGAUUCCCCAACGUUUCCAGAACUUCCCUUUCCUUUAACAAUGUCCUUCAUCGAGAACUGUAUUUACAGAGGCGAAGGGAAUGCUAACGUCGUUAUAGCACUGCCACAAGAGCACCAAGUAAUUCGAUUCCGGAAGUCGCUGCCGGACAAUGUUUCACCAGAUGGCGGCAAACAACGAGCCGAACGUGAAGUGGAAUUCGUGAGAUUCGUGGCUUCCUCUUUUUUGGGGCAGUACACGCAAAUUCCUGAGAUUCUUCGUCAUGAUAUGAAAGAUAUUACCCGACUUAUGGAAGUCAUUCAACCUCUUCGACCAGAUAAACGCCGCAAUAAGGAAAUCACAGAGACAUACGCCACAAAAUUUCCAGAUUACACAUUUCUUCGAACAAAAUACGAUUCCACUCUUUUCCGAAGCAACGAUACAUAUUGCGUUGAAAUUAAACCAAAACAAGGCUAUUUGAGAGACAUUGAUUGGAAAUUUCAAAAGUGUCCUUAUUGUCUGACACAAUAUUAUAAGCUGAAAAAGAAAAUUAUUACAUCUCGUAGCACUUAUUGUCCGUUUGAUCUUUUUUCGGGAGUAGAAGAACGCAUGAAAUCAGCGCUGAAAGGACUUUUAAAAUCACCACAAAACAAUCUGAAAAUUUUUAAGAAUGGCAUUGUGGUUUACGAUCAAGAAUCAUUGCCAAACGGUCUUAAAUGUGUCUUAACGGAAUGGUUUCACAAUUCUGUCAAUUCUGCCAACAAAGAAUAUGUUGACAAAUUCUGUAAUUUAAUUUGUGCUGCUCUUUUGCAUCCAUUUAGUUCAGAAGAAUUUAAGUCAAAUACAUCUCCUGCACACGAAUUAUGCAUAUCUACUGACCAAGAUUUGAGGGCAGUCCAAUAUAUAAAGUCUGAUCUAGUUGCAAAAGUCAAGAAAUUGCUGUAUUUUAAUGGAAAGAUAUGCAAUUUAAAGGGUGAAACAUUACCAAAUAACUCGGUGCUAGAACGAAUCCUUCGUAUGCAGAGGCUACCAUUUAUUUCUUCAGAAUAUGUUUAUAAUACCUACUUAAAGUUUCAUUCAUUGCUAACCGAUGACAUAAUAUAUUCCAAUUUACUAAAACUGCACAAGCAUGGUGAUCAUCAAAUAUCUUCUUUCAAACAGAAAAAAACUAUUACGGAAUAUGCAGAAGACGGAAAUACAGAAGCAUUGAGAGAGUCUUACAUACAAACAUGUGCCAAAGAUAGUUCGAUUUCGAAAAAAUCAAAGCUUGAUAGCGAUCGUAAUGAAAACAAACACAUUAAUAUAUCUAAUGGAAAUGUUCCUCUUAUAUCGAGAUCAAUAUUAUUUCCAAUAAAUUUUGAAAAGACUAAUUUAUGGUAUAAUGAAUCUAACAUAAUACAUAAUGAAGAUAAUGUACAUUAUAAUAAAAAGGGAACGGAUUCUCUCACAAACACCGAAAUAUCGUGCUUGCAAAAUUAUCUUCUGUUUUCAUGUGCUAGGGAUUGUUCGAUAUUAAUGUCAUUUCGAGAAGUAAAUCCGUAAGUUACUAAAAAUAUUUCAUUCUAUAUGAUACAACUUCCAGAUGGUCAUAGUUUUAUCUGUAACAUCGGGAUUUCAGAUAUUGAUCCAAAGAGUCUUAGUUGCAUCGAAAAACAUCGUCAACGAGACACAGAUGUACUAAAUUCAGCAAUAUCAAUUCUUGAAGGAGAACUUGUGAUUGAAAAUCAAUUGUGAUUCGAAAAACGAUUAGCAUAAAAAUAGUUUCUAACUGAACGUUUAUCGUGCGACGUUCCUAGUUAUACAUAUUUUACAAAUAGCUACAACUAUAGCCAACGUAUUUCUGGAAUACGUAAAAU